This is a messenger RNA of Aplosporella prunicola CBS 121167, 360 nucleotides long. RefSeq lists its product as uncharacterized. The transcript has a single exon. The record is from RefSeq and is a predicted model, not a curated record. Bases 130 to 324 code for a protein of 64 amino acids. NCBI's taxonomy places the organism in Eukaryota, Fungi, Ascomycota, Dothideomycetes, Botryosphaeriales, Aplosporellaceae.
UCCAGGUAAGCACAGUCACCAUCACGAAACCACCACAGUACCUAGGUACAGUACCCACCACCUCACCCACACCCCCUCACCCACAACCACCACUACAACCACAACCACAACCACAACCACCCAACCGAAAUGCACCCCCCGCAGCACCCCCUUUCCAGCCGCCCCACCGCUCUAGCAGCAGCUCUCGAACAAGACCAAGAACAAGAACACGAACAUGAACAAGAAGAAGAAGAAGAAGAAGAAGAAGAAGAAGAAGAAGAAGAAGAAGAAGAGGCCAGACAGAGCGCCGUGCUCGUAAGUGCCAGAGAGACUUGUUCACGCUAGUCAAACCGCCUACCUACCUACCUGCCUACCUUCUCU